AUGGCCAAUAGUAUUGACUAUCGGGGCAGUAUAGCUAUGGUCAAUGGUAUUGACUAUUGGGGCAGUAUAUCUAUGGCCAAUGGUAUUGACUAUCGGGGCAGUAUAGCUUUUGCCAAUGGUAUUGACUAUCGGGGCAAUAUAGCUAUGGCCAAUGGUAUUGACUAUCGGGGAAGUAUAGCUGUGACCAAAGGUAUUGACUAUCGGGACAGUAUAGCUAUGGCCAAUGGUAUUGACUAUCAGGGCAGUAUAGCUAUGGCCAAUGGUACUGACAAUCGGGGCAGUAUAGCUAUGGCCAAUGGCAUUGACUAUCAGGCAGUAUAA
Molecule: messenger RNA, 321 nt
Organism: Pelobates cultripes (western spadefoot toad)
Lineage: Eukaryota; Metazoa; Chordata; Amphibia; Anura; Pelobatidae
Source: the annotation of a GenBank genome assembly